CGGAAAUGAAAGUUCACUAGCGACGGCAGCGGAGCACAGCUGAAAAAGAGCUGUGAUGCCAUGGCAGCUGCCAGUGUGAGCAGACCUGGCAGUGCCCAGACCACUGAAAAGUCUCAACUGAUCUUGAAAGUGGUUUCAGCGAAGCCUCAGUCUCCGAAGCUGCCAAACCGUCACUCUCGGCUCAGCUCCUUCGUGGAGGUGACGGCCGACGGACUGACUAGUGAAACCAAAAAAACAGGCAAACGCAGCGGACACCUAGAACUACAGUGGAAUGAAGACCUCACCCUUAAUGUGACGCCUCAGAGUCAUUUGGAUCUGAAGCUGUGGAGCUGCCACACCCUGAGGAAGGAGCUACUGGGCAGCGCGACAAUAGACCUGUUGGAUACACUGCGCACACAUGACGGCAAGAUGGAGAACGUCCAGCUGAGUCUGGUGCUGCAGACGGAGAACAAAGGCUUGGUUGUAGCGGGAGGCGAGCUCAACGUCUGUCUGGACGGGAUGGUUGUUGAUCUGGGCUCGUUGCCCAGUGGCAGCACGGCAGCAGACAAGAUGCUGCAGGCAGACAGACCCAACCUGAGGAGGACUCAGAGUGAGGACAGUCCCAGUGGAUCUGGAUCCCACAGCAGGAGUAACAGACUCUCAGUGGGGGGGUCUCAGGAUGGAUCCCCGGGGGGCUCCAGAGGUGGGGGGUCUCUGACUAACGGAGAUCUGAAUGAAGAGCAGAUCUCUGGGUCGGCCUCAUCCACUCACCACCGAUCCUCCAAGACUAACAGCAGCCCUGGAGGCAGCACAGAUAAAGUCGAGCUGACAUCCAAUGGCGUGGACAACAGCCGCGGGGGCGUGGUUCGCCACACGCCGCCCCCGUCCUCUCCGUCGGGCAGAUCCCCCGCUGCCGGCAGCAACAGCAGCAGCAGUGGCAGCCCCUCCCCUGGACAGGACGCCCUGAGCACGGUGACCCCGGCCGAACCCGGUCCAAACUCCACCUCCAACAGCGAACAGGCCGGCAGCAAUGCUACAGAGCCCAACACAGACACUCUCCCGGCUGGCUGGGAGCAGAGGGUGUUGCCUCAUGGAAGAGUCUACUAUGUCGACCACAACACUAAAACCACGACCUGGGAGAGACCACUGCCACGGG
Messenger RNA from Sphaeramia orbicularis (orbiculate cardinalfish), 1135 nucleotides. RefSeq names its product NEDD4-like E3 ubiquitin-protein ligase WWP2. The transcript is spliced from 9 exons. NCBI's taxonomy places the organism in Eukaryota, Metazoa, Chordata, Actinopteri, Kurtiformes, Apogonidae. The annotation marks the transcript as partial. The record is from RefSeq and is a predicted model, not a curated record. Gene Ontology annotation, molecular function: protein binding.